Messenger RNA from Rotaria sp. Silwood1, 557 nucleotides. NCBI's taxonomy places the organism in Eukaryota, Metazoa, Rotifera, Eurotatoria, Philodinida, Philodinidae. The record is from the annotation of a GenBank genome assembly.
AUGCAAUACAAGUUGAAAGACUUCGUAAAGGUCUUGAACAACAAAUUAAAGAUCUUCAAGCACGUCUUGAUGAAGCUGAAGCUAAUGCACUUAAAGGUGGAAAACGUAUCAUCGCUAAACUUGAACAACGUAUUCAUGAAUUGGAAAGUGAAAUUGAAUUAGAACAACAUCGUCAUCAAGAAACAUUGAAAGAAUUACGUAAGAAUGAUCGACGAUUAAAAGAAUUAGCAUUUCAAGCUGAAGAAGAUCGUAAAAAUCAAUUACGUUUACAAGAUCUUACAGAAAAAUUACAAAGCAAAAUCAAAGUUUAUAAACGACAAGUCGAAGAAGCUGAGGAAAUUGCUGCACUCAAUUUGGCCAAAUUCCGUAAAGUUCAAACAGAACUUGAGGAUUCAGCUGAACGUGCAGAUAUUGCUGAAAAUCAAUUAGGCAAAUUACGUGCUAAAAGUCGUUCAUCUGUUAGUGUAAGCCGAGCUUCACCAGGCCGUGAAAUACGUGAAUCAACUGUUAUGCGAGCUUCAUCAAUUGUUCGUGGCGGUUCAGUUCGGCCCCGUUAA